GUUCCCGCUGGCCAUACAGAAGGCCAGGCUUGCGACAACCGAGGAUCCCAGGCACUUGUGGGGAAGCUUCAGGGUUUAAUGACGCGAAUCCGGGGCGGAGUCUAGCCCUAAUCCUAGUCCUGGUUCUGACGCGGCAACCGGUGAAUGGUAGCCAAUAAUAGCUAAUACAGACCGAGUAGCCGAGCAUCUCUCAUACAUAUCCCCUAACUCCACAAUAUCUACACCACGAUAGGGGCUAUUGCUGAUCAGGCCAUUGUCGUCAUCUAUGUGAGUAGUUAUUAAGGGUUUACUGUGUCUAUUGGCCAUUGCGACAUCGCAGUGGAGAGCGACGACAUCGGAAACUUUACACUAUCUACUUCCUUAUAUAAUUAUGGCAUCUCAAAUCUAUUCGCAAGUAGAUCUCACUCUAUUUUUACCUCAUAGCCCCCUUAACCCAAUGAGUCGCCAAGCCUUCAACGGCAAAACACGACCUUAGGUAUACCGUGAUUUUUUAUCUAAAACAAUACGCGCGGGGACCCUACUCGCGACGACAUCAUGGCACCAGGAAAGAAACCUAACUUUCUUAUUGCCCUUGCGGAUGACUUGGGAUUCUCAGAUGUUGGCCCAUUCGGUGGUGAGAUAAAUACACCCAACAUCGACAAGCUCGCCAAAGGUGGCAUUCGGUUCACCGAUUUCCACGCCGCUGCUGCGUGUUCGCCCUCCCGUGCUAUGAUCAUGACUGGCACAGACCACCAUAUCGCCGGCUUAGGAAACUUGAUUGAAUGGACCAAUAUAUCUGGUCAGAAUGACCCGAACGGGACGAUGUCGACCGCCGUCCAGCGUGGGAUGCCUGGUUACGAGGGAUAUCUCAACGAACGAGUUGUGGCUUUGCCUGAACUGCUCCGCGAUGCUGGUUACCUCACCCUUAUGGCGGGAAAGUGGCAUUUGGGCCUAACACCAGAACGGAGUCCGAAAGCAAGGGGUUUCGAGAAGAGCUUUGCCCAUCUACCGGCAUGCAGCAAUCACUAUGGAUAUGAGCCUCAACUCGAAGGCAUGGACCAAAUACCCGAAUUCAUGACGAUGAGCUUCAUCGCUCUUCACAGCGAGGAUGGUGAGUACGUCAAGAAACUGCCUGAGGGGUGGUAUUCUUCCAAUGGAUACGGCGAUAAGAUGGUACAAUACCUAAAGGACUGGAAGGAGGGGAAGGAUGAGCGACCAUUCUUCGCCUACCUGCCAUUUACCGCGCCUCACUGGCCCCUGCAAGCACCACAGGAAUACAUCAAGAAGUACCGCGGUGUGUACGAUGAUGGCCCUGAUGCUCUACGCCAAAAACGACUCCAGCGCCUCAAGGAUCUCGGCAUGGUCCCGCAAGAUGUGGAGCCGCAUCCGGUUGUGGCAGAAGAAGUGAAAGAGUGGGGAGACAUGAGCGAGGAGGAGCGUGCUAAUUCCUGCCGGGCAAUGGAGUGCUUCGCUGGAAUGGUUGAGUGCAUCGACGCCAACGUCGGAAAGGUCGUCGACUAUCUAGAGGAAAUUGGGGAACUGGAUAAUACCUUUGUCUGCUUCCUCUCGGACAAUGGGGCCGAAGGUGCUGCUUAUGAAGCUUACCCGAUCGUCCAAAGCACAAUGCUACAACACUUGACGAAAUAUUAUAAUAACCACAUCGAUAAUCUCGGAAACGGAGAUUCGUUUAUCUGGUAUGGACCAAGAUGGGCACAGGCAGCCACUGCACCUAGCAGGUUGUAUAAAGCGUACACGACGGAGGGUGGCGUACGCGUUCCAUACUUGAUGAAGCCGCCUGCGAGCUUCAACGGACAGUAUGAGGCUGGCAGCAUAACUCAUCAAUUUGCAACGGUGAUGGACCUCGCCCCUACCAUUCUCGACAUGGCAGGGGUUUCCCACCCUGCUCCCACGUAUCGAGGCCGCGAAGUCGUGUCAAUGAGAGGAAAGUCCAUGGUCCCAUACCUACAAAAGAAAGCAGAAACUAUUCACGAAAAGGACUUCAUCAACGGAUGGGAGACGUGUGGACGAGCUGCAUGCAGAAAGGGCGACUGGAAGAUCGUGUUCAUCCCCAAGCCCAAGGGCCCAGAGCGUUGGCAAUUAUACAAUCUUGUGAAGGACCCCGGCGAGGUACAUGAUCUCGCCGAGCAAGAGCCCGAGAGGUUAAAGGAGUUGAUCAAACUAUGGGAUCAGUACGUUUUGGAGACAGGAGUCAUCCCCCUAUCUCCAGAUCUAGGAAACUGGAUGGCCGCCAUGGAGGAGCAAAUGCCUGAGAACGCAUGGAUCGAAUAUGAAUACUGGAAAGAAGGAGCUAGAGAUGAUCCGGCCAAGUUUACAAAGGAAAUCCCCAAGUUCCAAAGGCAGGUAAAGGCGAUUUGAAGCUACAUCUAUAAGUACUAAAUUCUAGCCAUCACACGCUUACCAAAUUGAUCAACGCAAAGGUCAUACGUAUAGCAAUAUUAAGUCUUAUAAAAUUACACUCUUAAACGUGUAUAUCGGUUUAAUGCUAAUUAGCUACAACC
This is a messenger RNA of Annulohypoxylon truncatum, 2498 nucleotides long. Its product is annotated as alkaline phosphatase-like protein. The transcript has a single exon. Bases 535 to 2355 code for a protein of 606 amino acids. The record is from RefSeq and is a predicted model, not a curated record. Gene Ontology annotation, molecular function: arylsulfatase activity. Lineage: Eukaryota; Fungi; Ascomycota; Sordariomycetes; Xylariales; Hypoxylaceae.